UUCAGCCCCUCAACUCCGCGGCCCAGGGACGGCUGUGCGCGCCCCGAAUGUGCGCCAUGGCCGGCCGGGUCGAGGGCCGGAGUCCGUCCGCGUCCCUCACCACCCGCCGCUCCUGGAAAGGGGCGCCACGGCCCUCAGGUGGAGCGCGGAGGGGAGAGAAACGCCUCAGCACGCCCAGGAGGCUGAGGGUUGAAGGGGCAGAGAGGUGGCCAGGUAGAAGCCGACCUGGGACUGUCAGGGAAAGGGUAGCGGGAUUGAUGAGGAAGUUCCGAGAUGAGGAGAGAAAGAGCCGGAGACGCGCGAGCGUGGAGACCUCGGCUGGGUGCCAUUCAACAUCCGGGAAACUUCCUGGUUGUUGCACAGUCUCUCCAUGUGGGGAAAGUUCAUGCUAGAAAACUGAAGCAAUUAAUGGGUGACUAUGAUCAGAUUUCUUCACCAAGUUCUCAGCCUGAGAAGGAGAAUCCCUUGGUCUCAACCUAAUGAAGCAUUCAAAGAAGACAUAUGAUUCUUUUCAAGAUGAACUUGAAGAUUAUAUCAAAGUGCAGAAAGCCAGAGGCUUAGAGCCAAAGACUUGUUUCAGAAAGAUGAGAGACAACUGUUUGGAAACCUGUGGAUACAGAGAAGAGGCAGAUUACCGACCAAGGUAUAGAAUGUUUGAUCAAAGACUCUCUUCUGAAACCAGGCAGACCUACCCAAGAUCAUGCCCUAGUUCACAAAAAGUGGAAACCCGCUUACCUCAGUGGCUACCAGCUCAUGACAGCAGGCUAAGACUAGACUCCCUGAGCUACUGUCAAUUCACAAGGGACUAUUUCUCAGAGAAACCAGGGCCCCUGAACCUUAGUCAGCAAGAGUAUAACUAUAACUCAUACAGUGUAGAAUCUGGAGUUCACAGUCGCCUCUCCUCAGCAAACCGUGCCAGUGGCCAUCCAGCCCAUCAUAAACGGCUACAUCAGAAAGGGAAAAGGCACCUGGAAGAAGGCAGAGAAAAACCAGAGGAGGAGCGGCCCAAGCAUAAGAGAAAAAAAGGUUGCGAGGAAAUAGAUUUAGAUAAACAGAAGAACUUCCAAACCAGCAAAACACAGAUGGAAGCAGACAGGAUCAGCACAGGGAAGCUUAAGAAUCGAAAGGAGAAAAAAAGCCGAGAUGGAGCCUCUAAGAAAGAGGAACGGAAGCGGAGAAAAGAGAAAAAGGAACAAGGUAAAGAGAGAACAGAGGAGGAGAUGCUUUGGGACCAGUCUAUCCUCGGAUUUUGAAGCUCCUGGGUUGGUUCUCCUGAGGUUAAAUUGAAAAAAUAGCUGAGGGGCCUGGUUUUCUGAUGUUCAUGUUCUUACCAGUUUUUUUCAUGUGAGCAGAUACUUGAACUUCUAACAACAGGCAGUGAACAGGAAGUAUUUAAUAUGCUUACUCUCCAUCACGGAAAUUACUUUUCCUCAUUUUCUACAUGCAUCCUUACAUUUUUCGUGUAUAAGGUGUAAUUUCCCUUAAUGAGAGUGGCUCUGCUUUUACUCAUCACAUUGCUAUGAUAGUAGAAGUAUUAUUCCCUUGGGAGGUCAUUUACUUUAA
Messenger RNA from Mustela lutreola (European mink), 1563 nucleotides. RefSeq names its product lysine rich coiled-coil 1 (gene KRCC1). Bases 480 to 1253 code for a protein of 257 amino acids. NCBI's taxonomy places the organism in Eukaryota, Metazoa, Chordata, Mammalia, Carnivora, Mustelidae. The transcript is spliced from 3 exons. The record is from RefSeq and is a predicted model, not a curated record.